CUCUUCUUUCUCAAUACAGCAAUGGCUCAGCGACUGACCUAUCGCCGCCGCCACUCUUACAAGACCUCGUCGAACCUCGUUCGCGUGGUCAAGACCCCUGGUGGCGUCCUCCGGUACAUUUACCAAAAGAAGGCCGGCACCGUCCCCAAGUGCGGUGACUGCUCCCAGACCCUGAUCGGUCUGCCCGCCCUCCGCCCUAAGGAGUGGGCUGGUGUCUCCAAGACCAAGAAGUCCGUCAACCGUGCUUAUGGCGGCUCCCGCUGCGGCACCUGCGUCCGCGACCGCAUCCUCCGUGCUUUCCUCCUCGAGGAGCAGAAGAUCGUCAAGCGCAUGGUCAAGGCUGCCCCCAAGGCUUAAAAACAACACAAGUCUUGUCCCGCGUCUUGUCGUGCUUGUAGUCCUUUUAUCCAAAUGAAUUUUAUUUGGCUUUGAUCCUG
This is a messenger RNA of Capsaspora owczarzaki ATCC 30864, 437 nucleotides long. Its product is annotated as 50S ribosomal protein L34e. Gene Ontology annotation, cellular component: ribosome. Gene Ontology annotation, molecular function: structural constituent of ribosome. The coding region runs from base 22 to 357 and encodes 111 amino acids. Lineage: Eukaryota; Filasterea; Ministeriida; Capsasporidae. The record is from RefSeq and is a predicted model, not a curated record. The transcript has 3 exons. Gene Ontology annotation, biological process: translation.